This is a messenger RNA of Drosophila hydei, 1511 nucleotides long. RefSeq names its product beta-1,3-galactosyltransferase 6 (gene beta3GalTII). Gene Ontology annotation, biological process: glycosaminoglycan biosynthetic process. Gene Ontology annotation, molecular function: UDP-galactosyltransferase activity. Lineage: Eukaryota; Metazoa; Arthropoda; Insecta; Diptera; Drosophilidae. Gene Ontology annotation, cellular component: membrane. Bases 261 to 1412 code for a protein of 383 amino acids. The record is from RefSeq and is a predicted model, not a curated record. The transcript has a single exon.
AAAUACAUAUUAGAAAAAACAAUUCACAUUAUUUUUAAAUUAUAUUUUGUAAUAUUUCCACAUUGUUAUCCUAAAAUAUAACUAUUGUCCGCGAAGCCUUCGAAAGUAUCGAUUAAUUAACCACUGUUCGCUGAUACCACAGUGUCUCCUUCAAGUAUCGAUAGCCCAUCGAUAAGUAUCGCGCUCAGCUGUUAAAUUCGCGAUAAGUUUUACAGUUGUGUCGGCUAAUUGGAAAUUUUUAUUUACAUAUUUUUAUCAAAAUGCGUCGUAUGAAUAACCUGGUAACGCUUUUUACGGCUAUAACAGCGUUCUUUUUUGGCAGUUUUAUUACACGCAUACUAACCGUCGUCGACAAAUGCCCAGCACAACGCAGCGGAGUUGCCAAACUAGAGCCACAUCCGGAUUUAUUUUUAGUGAUACUCGUGUUCAGUGCCCCGGGCAAUGCAGAGCAACGGGAAGGCAUGCGUGAGACUUGGCUGCGUCUGGGACAGCCACUAAAGCAAACCUACUUCCCCGAAGAGUAUAUCUACCUGCCCACCUAUAGCGGAGGCGGACAUUUGCAAAUGGAAACGGUUGCAACGCAGGCGCAGCGUCUACAACAGUACAUAAACUGGCAACAGCAGCUGCCACAGUUGGAGCAACCACGUGUACAUCGCAAUAUCAAGCUGAAGCAUCUGUUUGCCAUCGGAACACUGCAAAUGAGCGCCACGCUGCGUGGCGAAUUGGAGCAUGAGCAGCAGCAGCAUAAGGAUUUGUUGCUACUACCACGUUUGCACGACGACUAUAGGAAUCUGACAGAGAAGCUGAUUCAGUCGCUGGACGCGCUGACACGUCAUUAUGAAUUCUCCUACUUGCUUAAGGCGGACGAUGACACCUAUGUGAAGCUGGAUAAUCUGCUCAACGAGCUCGUCUCCUAUGAUCGUAAGCUUUUAAGAAAUAGAGAGGACUAUGGACAUGAGCCACUACCAGAGCUCUAUUGGGGUUAUUUUAAUGGACGAGCUACCAUCAAGACCAAAGGACAUUGGCGCGAAUCCAAUUACUAUUUAAGCAAAAAUUACAUCAACUAUGCCUUAGGCGGCGGUUAUGUACUCUCCCGUAAGCUAUGCGAGCAUGUGGCCAACAAUUCCUAUCUAUUGUCAACCUAUGUCUCGGAAGAUGCCUCACUGGGCACCUGGUUAGCGCCAAUGCGCCAUGUUUACCGCUGGCAUGAUGCACGCUUCGACACAGCCUACACGCCCAGCAAGUGUCGUCCCUAUCAUCUGGUGCUGCACAAACGCAAUCAGCGUCAAAUGCAUGAUCUCUACUCGAACAAACUGUGCACCCACGAGAUUCCCGGUCAACGAGUAUUUGUUUCUUACUAUUACGAUUGGACAAAGCCCGCGGACAAGUGCUGCGACAGCAUUGUAGCUUAAUUGCUAACGAAUUGACUUCCUUCCUUGCCAAAGUUAGAAAUUAAGUUUUAUGGUUUAAGAUAUUUAUACAGCAAUCAAUAAAUAAAUUGCUCCUGUGGC